AUGGCCUCCGACCUCCUCACCACCCUCCCAGCGACCCUCCAAGCCCUCAUCACCGCCCACACCACCUCCUCCCCCAUCCCCUUCCGCGCCCGCACCGCCUACACCCACCGCACCUGGGCCCGCACCUUCUCCUCGCUCCCGGAACUCUACAUCCAACCGCACACCCCCGCCGAAGUCCAACUCGCCAUCACCCUCGCCCGCCAAUGCCGCCGGCGCCUCGUGGUCGUCGGCUCCGGCCACUCCCCCUCCGAUUUAACCUGCACUUCCUCCUGGAUGUUGAAUCUGGACCGUCUCAACCGGGUGUUGGCUAUUGAUCAGGCGACCGGGCUGGCGACGGUGGAGGCGGGGAUAAGGGUGUAUGCUUUGAGUGCGGCGUUGGAGCAGGCAGGGUUGGCGUUGCCGAGUUUGGGGAGUAUUGACGAGCAGAGUAUCGCGGGGGCUAUUGCCACCGGCACCCACGGGAGUAGUCUCCGGCACGGGCUCGUGAGCGAGACAAUCGUCUCGCUGAAAAUCACGCUUGCCGAUGGGCAGACACAUACCUGCUCGGCGGAGGAACGGCCGGAUCUAUUCCGCGCCGCGCUGCUGUCGGUUGGGGCGCUCGGGGUGGUGACGGAGGUGACUUUGCAGGCGGUGCCGGCGUUUUCGCUGGCGUGGAGCCAGACGAUUGAUGCGGAUGCACGGUUGUAUGAAGGGUGGGAUGGGCUGCUGUGGACGCAGGCGGAGUUUGUGAGGGUGUGGUGGUUUCCGUAUAUGCGGCGGGCGGUGGUGUGGACGGCGGAUAAGGUGUCGCGAGAGGAUAUCACGGCGGGACGGGCGCCGGGGCAUUAUCAUCCGAGGACUAGUUUCCAGGACAGUACGUUGGGGUAUGUGGUGUAUCAGAACUUGCUGGCGCUGUCGAGGUGGUUUCCGAGGAUCACGCCGUGGAUUGAAUGGUUUGUUUUCGGGCUCAACUAUGGUUUCAGCAACGGGGAGUCCACGCGCGUUAGUGGCUGUCAGGAGAGCCACAAAGCGUUUCUGCUUAACUGUCUCUACAGCCAGUUCGUCAACGAGUGGGCCAUCCCGCUCAGCAAAGGCCCCGAGGCCCUGCAACGCCUGGGCGCCUGGCUCAACCGCCUCCAGCCCGGCGACGCAGGCUACGUCGACCACGGCAUCCCCUUCUCCGCCGAGGGGCUAUGGGUACACAGCCCUGUCGAAGUGCGCGUGAGCAACACCAACGUGCGGACCAGCGCAGCGGCGCAAAACCGGCCCUUCCUGGAUAUCACACCCGACGACGAGCCCGCGCUGUACCUCAACGCGACCAUGUACCGGGCGUAUCACCGGGAUCCGGCGCACCACGCGACAGAGCGGUAUUAUGAGGCGUUUGAGUGGCUGAUGCGUGAUUUGGGGGGGAAGCCGCACUGGGCGAAGACGUUUAGUGUUACGCCGGGGGAGUUUGCGGAUUGGUAUGGGGAGGAUUGGGCGCAGUUUUGCCGGGUAAGGGAGGAGGUUGAUCCGGAGGGGUUGUUUGUUGGGCCGUGGCAUCGGAGGUAUUUGUUGGGUGGUGGGCAGCAGCAGCCGGCUGCUGAUGAGAAGGAGUACGAUGUCUUGGGGGCGUCGGGGGUGUUGUUGCCGCUGGAGGAGGUUGGGUUUGUGCAUGAGAAGGCGGCGGAUGGGGGGCUGCGUGUGUCGGGGCAUCAGAAUCCGGCGGUGCCGCAGUUGAAUGUUGAGGUUUGGGAAUAG
Messenger RNA from Dichotomopilus funicola, 1719 nucleotides. RefSeq names its product D-arabinono-1,4-lactone oxidase-domain-containing protein. Bases 1 to 1719 code for a protein of 572 amino acids. Lineage: Eukaryota; Fungi; Ascomycota; Sordariomycetes; Sordariales; Chaetomiaceae. The transcript has a single exon. The record is from RefSeq and is a predicted model, not a curated record. Gene Ontology annotation, molecular function: D-arabinono-1,4-lactone oxidase activity; FAD binding. Gene Ontology annotation, cellular component: membrane; mitochondrion.